Messenger RNA from Durotheca rogersii, 2066 nucleotides. RefSeq names its product PIG-X. Gene Ontology annotation, molecular function: mannosyltransferase activity. The record is from RefSeq and is a predicted model, not a curated record. Gene Ontology annotation, biological process: protein processing; GPI anchor biosynthetic process. NCBI's taxonomy places the organism in Eukaryota, Fungi, Ascomycota, Sordariomycetes, Xylariales, Xylariaceae. The transcript is spliced from 2 exons. The coding region runs from base 136 to 1632 and encodes 498 amino acids. Gene Ontology annotation, cellular component: endoplasmic reticulum membrane; glycosylphosphatidylinositol-mannosyltransferase I complex.
GUGACAGAUAGAUCACUUAUACCUGCGACACCAACCCCGUCUCCCUCCUUCUCACCAACUUCUUUUUCCUGCAGAUUUACCAAGAUCAUAGACUGGAAGCUCAGGAAUGCGCUAUCCUCCAUCUUGUCCUCUAAAAUGCGCCAAAGAAUCACCUUCUUCCACAGGCACGAGCAUGGCGUCGACCCGGACUCCCUGAAGCUGGCCGGUCGCUCCAUCGCCGGCCCCGAUAUCAUAGCCGAACGCGAGGACCGGAUCACGUUAGCGCUCGACGAGCUCCCCGCCGAGCUUCGAGACCUUCUUCAGGAAUCCCAGGAACUUUACAUACGCUGGCAGAGCCCCGUCGCCUACCAAACUGUAGGCCCAUGGAGCUCCCGCCUGCCUCCCGGCCUGCAUGUCUUCUACACCCCCAGCAACGGCCGGAAGCUAGAAGGCGAACGCUUGUGCCCCUUGUUACAGGCUGCUUUCGGCCCUUUGGACUGCUCGUCGAUAUCUGACUCGUUUACGAAGUUGCCAAACGACCGAUUUUCCCAUUCGACCGCAUACCAAUACUACCAGGUCCUAGAAAGCCUAGCGCAGUUCGCAUCGUACAUCGAGAAGCGUGCGUGCGUCUCCCCUGGCUCCGAAUGCAAAGAGCGUGCGCAGCGGCUCGCCAAGGCAAAUUCGGUGGAUUUCUCCUACGACGCUGUCUCCAACGUAGCCAAGGUCACAGCUUUGUGGCCGAAUGAGCCACAGCCGCUAUCUGUCGACUCCCAUCCGGAUCACAGAGCCGAAGUUGGCAUAAUGACGCCGGAUAUACCUCCGCAUCUCGAACAGCACGAGUUUGGUGUGACGGGGCUGCUCAGUGUUUUAGGCCAAGACACGAAACCCUCGCCAGCUCUGUUCUCCUUCCCUUCGCGUCACAAAAGCGCCGCUGGCGUCAGCUUUGCGUCCGGGUUCCUACCCCCGUCGGGGCUACACCCGACGAUGCAACUCCGCGUGAGCUCAAGCAAGCCGCCGAUGGAGGGGCCGUAUUGUUCAUUGCACACGUACCUGACGCUACCCCGGGCUAUAUUUGCCGACAAGUAUCAACUUGGGGACGGUCUGUUCCUAUCAUCCAAGAAUUUGACAUCGUUGCGCUACAUCAGCCAGCCCGUGGAUCUCGAGGCACCCGAUUAUGCCAUCAAACUCUGGGGCUCUAGCGUUCUCCUCGAGCUACAGCCUCCCGAUGUCCAGGACGAUAGGCCAUGGACAGCCGAGAUUCCGCUCCACCUUCGCUACUUAUCACCUGCAGAACACGGAUAUAGAAGCAUCCACGUCCCCUGGCCGGCGGUCUUCUGGGCCUGCACGGCCGAGGACGGUACAAAGUUCCCCAGCAAUCCGUUCGACAGAGUCAAUCUCGGGUAUGACGGACUGUUCGGUCAGCGUACAAUUUUCUGGCACGUCGAUCCGAGGCCAGAGUCGGGAGGCAACCUCUACCACACGAUCCGAGUCCCCGUUCUCGACCUGCUGAAGUCGAGCUGGAUCAGCGCCGGGACAGCGGCCGUGGUUCUGGCCGGAUUCCUCUUCGUAGUGUUUAAGCUCGCCUCCGUGUAUCUGAGGUCGGGCUACGGCAGCCAGGAAGCAGAGAAAGAGUCGGAUAAGAAGAGGCAAUGAUUUCGCGCGAGGUCCGCUAUCGUCGUCUUCGAGCUACGAAGGUAUAUACCCCCAAGGGGUUGUUGCAGAUUGCAGGUAUGUAUCUAUUAGCAAGCGUUACAGUCAUGUGGCCGCGUGUGGCCGCGUCAUGUCAUCAUGCAGGUAUAGGGUAUUAUGCAUGUAGAGUAUAUAUAUCGGUUUGGGCUUAAGGCAUUCCCUGAUCGUACCAUGUUGCGUUGCAUUAUACGUUAGGCAGUUAGAGGCAGUACUGGAGGGAGUAUGCACACGACGCUAAUAGCGGGUCAGGCGCACCACCAGCGCAUCAGACUCGGCUUUUGGGGGAUGCGGUAACAGCGUGCGUGGGCUUACCGUAGAAUCCCCUCUAGUUAGCUACUCGAGGGCUGCUAUACCUACCUACUGACACACCUGGUAGUGGUUGCAGACAGCGUUGCCUC